AUGCGGAUGCUAUUCACGCGAUUUGAUGUCACAGUGCAAUCCUUCCACUGGUCGGAGAGAGCUAAGGUUCGAAUAUAUCGCUAUCCUUCCCUUUCUGGUGUGUUCUAGGCACUAAUCAGUGAGUGAUGCUGUAUACUAAUGAUUUAGUAGUGUCCAAAGCAGAUCUAAAUGAUUAAAAAAUUCACAUAAACAAUAGUAGGUGAGGUGGAAUUCUCGUUUUUACAUAUAUACACAUAUAUAUAUAUAUAUAUAUAUAUAUAUAUAUAUAUAUAUAUAUAUAUAUAUAUAUAUAUAUAUAUAUAUAUAUAUAUAUAUAUACAAAAAAGACACUCGUUCAACAAAGUUUAUGGAUCAAAAUAUACAUAAGGUAGCAAUGUCAUUGUGAUAAUGUAGUCCUGUGUAUCUGCGUUUCGCUCGUAUGAGAGCAUCAAUGUUUGGUGCAGUAAGUCCUAUAAUAUCAGGAUUACCCAACAGAUCAGACUUAUUUAACCAUUCUCACAUAGAGGGACUCUUCAGUGGAUGUGCUGGAAUUUGAGCCUUCACCUGUAGAGCUUGUGCAUUAAUCACUUUACUUAGCCUAACAGUAUUUGUACUUAAGCUGUCUAUUUGUGGCCUAUGUGCCCAAAGAUGUGCCUACAAGUCUCCCUGCUAACAAAGUGUUCUCUGCAUUGGGCGGUUUACGCAAGCUCAGUAAGGGUCCCGAGUGCAUUAUAUGGUUUACAUGGUGUGUUUUCCUUCUUGUAUAUCCUGUAUCAAUUUGAUAUUUUGUUAUGGGAAAUUACUAAUGUUACUAAUGUAUGAAGACCUGAUGAUCUUAUUAUGCAACGUCGUUUAUUCUAGAACAGUAAAAGAUGUUUGGUGUCUGUGUAUAAAUAUAAAACAGUAUUUUAUUUAGUGUCAUUUCCCUUCGAAAGUGCCCAUUUUAUGAAUACUUAUGUCACCCAGCAAGGUAAAUAGAGUUUGGAAAUUUUGUGCUGUGUAGUCACCCAAACUGCUCUGCAUACAGGAAAAGGGGAGGGCGAUGCAGGAUGUUUUGGGGCCACUGCGCAAAUCUUUGCAUACAGAGUCCUUUAUCACCUUGUCCCACCUCCUGGCAGCACGGGAAAAAGACUCUCAGAUUGUUCAGACCUGCAAUGCUACCUUCUGCCAAAACACCCGCAGCACCAUCCACAAGGUACGUUCCCUGUGUUCCUCCCAGUCUGGCUUUCUCAUACAUGUUCUCUAAUAUCAUAUAGUGCACGUUCUUAAAUCUUGUUUGUUCUAUUUCCACUUGCAGGUUCUCAUGGUAGGUAAUGUCCCUGACCGAGGAGGGCGCCCCAAUGAGAUCGAACCUCCAAUGCCAAUUUGGGAGAAGAGAAGAGAGGGGGGAGGUGGGCAGCGUAAUUGGGGAAAAAGUAAUAAGAAGCGGAAGAGAUGA
Molecule: messenger RNA, 1417 nt
Organism: Pelobates cultripes (western spadefoot toad)
Lineage: Eukaryota; Metazoa; Chordata; Amphibia; Anura; Pelobatidae
Source: the annotation of a GenBank genome assembly